AGUAAGAAAACGCGAUUAUAUAUAUCUUCAUUUCAAAAAUCAAAAUUCUCCACGCAACACAAAGCACAAAAAGUGUGACUGAGUCACACCGAGUUAGAGUCUCCAUUCAAAUCCGUUACAUUUCUAAACCCUAACUAGGGUUCUUCUAUUUCCAUCAUCACCGAUCCAAUCAUGGCAGACGAAACCGUCACAUCUCCUCCUCCUCCUCCACCUUCCUCCGCUCCUCCUGUUCCUCUUGGUUCCGGCGUGAUCUCUUUGGUUAACCGUCUUCAAGACAUUUUCUCUCGCGUCGGAAGCCAAACUGCUAUUAAUCUACCACAAGUGGCGGUUGUUGGUAGUCAGAGUAGUGGUAAGUCUAGCGUACUUGAAGCUCUCGUCGGCCGUGACUUUCUCCCCCGUGGUAACGAAAUCUGUACUCGCCGACCACUAGUUCUUCAGCUUGUUCGGAGUUCGGAACAGGCCGAUGAAUUCGGCGAGUUUCUUCAUUUGGCUGGCAAGAGAUUUUAUGAUUUUUCUGAUAUUCGUAGGGAAAUUCAGGCUGAAACUGAUAGGGAUGCGGGAGACAAUAAGGGUGUCUCAGACAGGCAGAUUCGUUUGAAGAUUGUUUCACCUAAUGUUCUGGACAUGACACUUGUAGAUCUCCCAGGAAUUACAAAGGUUCCUGUUGGUGACCAGCCUUCUGAUAUUGAAGCCCGGAUCAGAACAAUGAUCAUGUCAUAUAUAAAAGAGCCGUCCUGUCUUAUUCUAGCUGUCACACCGGCAAAUUCAGAUUUGGCUAAUUCAGAUGCUCUUCAGAUGGCAGGGGUGGCUGAUCCUGAUGGUAAUAGAACGAUCGGUGUAAUCACAAAGUUGGAUAUCAUGGACAGAGGUACUGAUGCCCGGAAUCUAUUACUAGGAAAAGUUAUUCCCCUCCGACUUGGCUAUGUUGGCGUUGUAAAUCGUAGUCAGGAGGAUAUUCAAAUGAACAGGAGUAUAAAGGAUGCUCUUGUUGCCGAAGAGAAAUUUUUCCGCAGUCGUCCUGUAUACAGCGGUCUAGCAGAUAGUUGUGGCAUACCUCAACUAGCAAAGAAGUUAAACCAGAUUCUAGCACAGCAUAUCAAAGCUUUGCUACCUGGGCUGAGAGCACAUAUAAGCACUAAUUUAGUUACUGUUGCAAAGGAGCAUCAAAGCUAUGGAGAAAUCACUGAGUCCAAGGCUGGUCAGGGUGUUCUUCUCCUGAAUAUUCUUUCAAAAUAUUGUGAAGCAUUCUCCUCCCUGGUUGAGGGAAAGAAUAAGGAGAUGUCUACAUCCGAGUUAUCUGGUGGGGCACGAAUUCAUUAUAUUUUUCAAUCCAUCUUUGUCAGGAGUUUAGAGGAGGUAGAUCCAUGUGAAGGCUUGACUGAUGACGAUAUUCGGACUGCCAUACAAAAUGCAACUGGGCCAAGAUCAGCAUUGUUUAUACCAGAAGUACCAUUUGAAGUCCUUGUGCGAAGGCAAAUAUCUCGCCUAUUGGAUCCAAGUCUUCAGUGUGCCAGGUUUAUACAUGAUGAAUUAAUAAAGAUGAGCCGUUAUUGUAUGACACUGGUGACUGAACUGCAGCGGUUCCCUCUCUUACGAAAGCGCAUGGAUGAAGUUAUAGGAAUCUUUUUACUGGAAGGCCUUAAACCAUCAACAAACGUGAUUGGUCACAUCAUAGAUAUGGAGAUGGACUACAUAAAUACUUCACACCCAAAUUUUAUUGGUGGAAGUAAGGCAUUAGAUAUUGCAAUGCAACAGUCGAGAUCUUCUAGGGCUGCCUUGUCAGUUUCUAGGCCAAAGGAUGUUCUGGAAUCUGAUAAGGGAUCUGCCUCCGAAAGAAGUGUGAAGUCUCGGGCUAUUCUUGCAAGACAAGCUAAUGGAGUAGUUGCUGAUCCGGGUGUCCGCGCUGUAUCAGACGCUGAAAAAGUUGCAGCUUCUGGAAACACUGGUGGAUCAAGUUGGGGUAUCUCUUCCAUUUUUGGUGGAGGUGAUAAGUCUGCGAAGGAGAAUGUAGCUAGUAAACAAUAUGCUGAACCAUUUCAUAGCGUGGAUUCUGUGGAGCAAUCAUUCUCUAUGAUCCAUUUGACAGAGCCACCUCCUAUCUUGAGGCCAUCUGAUUGUAAUUCAGACUCAGAGACGGAAGCUGUUGAAAUUAUGGUAACAAAGCUGCUUUUGAAAUCAUACUAUGACAUCGUCAGGAAGAACAUUGAGGAUAUUGUCCCCAAAACAAUUAUGCACUUCUUGGUAAACAACACCAAGAGAGGGCUACACAAUAAUGUAAUCAAAAAGCUAUAUAGAGAUAACCUGCUUGAAGAAAUGUUCCAAGAACCUGAUGAGAUUGCCUUGAAAAGAAAGCGUUGUAUAGAACUUCUCGAAGCUUAUCGGCAAGCAUCUAAGGAUUUGGAGGAGCUGCCAAUGGAAGCUGAAACACUUGAAAGAGGAUACAAUUUACCUGAAAGAAGUGGUCUGCCUAAAAUUCAUGGACUACCAACAUCGUCGAUGUAUUCAACAAGCAGUUCUGGAGAAUAUUAUGGAGCUUCUCCUAAGCACCCUAAGUCAAAAAGGUCUUCUCAUUCGGGGGAACUUCAAUCGCCAUUUUAUGCUAAUGCAAAUUCCAAUGGAAAUGGAAAACAAAGUUUUUAUCCCACGCUCGAUACAUAAGUAUUGACAUGAUUUACAAAGCUCCAGAACAAAUAAUAGGUGCAGGCGGUCUUUCACAUUUUUGAGAAUCGACUUUCUGUAUGACCUUUUUUCUUUUGUUAUUAGUCAGGUAUUUUAUCUUAGCAUGUAUGCAGUUCCAGAGUUUGUUUGCAGUAACAUUAUUUUGCUAUAUGAAAUGUGUAAACGUGUAUAAUUGAUUCUGGCUUGUUUGAUUUCUCAAAAGUAGAAUUGAUUCUGCCUCCAGAAUUGAUUCUACUUGAAGCUAGAAAUCGUAGCUUCUGAUUCUAGAAUUGAUUUUUACACUCAAAUUUUUUGUUCAAUCCAUUUUUGAAAGAAUAUAUUCAAACAUAAAUCAAUUCUAUCAAACUCAAUUCUAUCAAAAUCAAUUAUGUCAAACUCAAUUCUGUCAAAAUUAAUUUUGUCCACUGCAAAACUAAACACAUACAUAAAAAAAGAUAUGUGAAUAGUAUAUAUAAUAAAAUUAAAAAAAAGUGAUACCACGUAAAA
This is a messenger RNA of Trifolium pratense (red clover), 3165 nucleotides long. RefSeq names its product dynamin-related protein 3A-like. Gene Ontology annotation, biological process: mitochondrial fission; peroxisome fission. NCBI's taxonomy places the organism in Eukaryota, Viridiplantae, Streptophyta, Magnoliopsida, Fabales, Fabaceae. Gene Ontology annotation, molecular function: microtubule binding; GTP binding; GTPase activity. The transcript is spliced from 21 exons. Gene Ontology annotation, cellular component: cytoplasm; mitochondrion; microtubule. The record is from RefSeq and is a predicted model, not a curated record. Bases 172 to 2658 code for a protein of 828 amino acids.